AUGUUAGAAACAAUUCUUAAAGUCUUUAUGACAGUAAGAAAUAAGGACGAGAAACCGUGGUAUCAGCAGUACCAGUACAAAGUACCCGGCCUGUUUGACCUGGGCUGUGUCACCUACGUCCAGUCGCCUGGAGAGAGCGACACCGAGAUGUACCUUACUGGGAACUUCAGCAAGGCGCCACUCUUUCCCCUCAACAGCCUUGUAACAUUCACUGGAAACAAGAUGGAUAAGGUCUACGAAGGCGUAUGGAACUCUAUACUGAGCGGACCAUAUAACGUAGUGUACUCGCACGAGGACUUCGUCAUUGACCACUACUGUUUUCUAGGAUAUGAAGUGGCACAAAUCUUCACAACUGUCAAAGAACCCAGCGACGAAUUGAUGGAACUGAUAUGGGAAGUUGUCGGUAAUCACACUGAAGUGGACAAGUCUAAAUUUCAGAAAGUGGUCUGUUAA
This is a messenger RNA of Schistocerca piceifrons (Central American locust), 453 nucleotides long. RefSeq lists its product as uncharacterized. The record is from RefSeq and is a predicted model, not a curated record. The transcript has 5 exons. NCBI's taxonomy places the organism in Eukaryota, Metazoa, Arthropoda, Insecta, Orthoptera, Acrididae. The coding region runs from base 1 to 453 and encodes 150 amino acids.